CGAUAUUCCAACACCACCUCAGCUUGAGGUGGUGUUUAGAAGCAGAUUUGCUACACACACCAUGUGUUCUUCUAGCCCAGCCUCUGAACCCAAGUUAACUUUUGACAGUCCCACAACCAGCCAAGAACCUGCCAACCGCUGCUGAAGGGGAAACACAAGGUCCCACACAAAAGCUCAGGCUGCACACUGCUGCCCUCAAGGAGCACAGCAAAAAAAUCACACAUCAGUCCUUCCUGGCACCUUUCACAGCACCUCAGCCUUUUGGGAAACGCUGCCUCAGCACUGACAGCAACUUCAGUCACAGUUUUGCCUCACGAAUGGAGUGGCUGCAGGACACUCAGCCUCCUCCAGAACCAACCCCUCGUGGAAGAGGGCAUCGCUUCGAUAGCGCGCUGGGGACCCCACUAACAGAGGACAAGCCAAGCUGGGCUGUAAGACAGCAUCAGCCACAGCAGCACCGGCCACAGCGCCGCCCACUGCGGGCAGCACCAUAAAAUGGCGGGCGGGGCACAGCUUCAACCACGUGACGAGCGCCCGCCUCGCUCCGCUCCGUUCCCCUGGGCCUCCCGGGCUCCCGUAGGAACCCGCCUCUCCCCGGCAGCAACGAGCGAACACAGCACGCAUGCAAGCCCCGGCCCGCCCCGCGGAAGCUGCGCAGAAUGGCACAGAAGAAGUAUUUAGUAGCAAAACUGACAAGUUGCCUGAGAGAGGACAAAAUUCAGCUAUGGAAACCACCAUAUACAAGUGAAAACAAAGAAGCUGGUAGAGAGAUGAAGGAACUUGUACAAAAAUAUUCAUCCAAGCUGAGUAUCAGUGAGAACGAUACAGAGAAUAUGCUUGAAGAAAUACGAUGUAAAGCAAUUGAGCGUGGAACUGGAAAUGAACAUUUUAGGGUGACUGGAAUUGCAAGACUUGAUAUCUAUCUGCCUCGUAGAAAAAGCAGAAAAGUCCCACUGGAAACUAACCUGUUCAUCACAGGCAAGGAGCUCAGAUCACAGAUAGCACAGGAACAUGCGUUAAAAGAAAAUGCUAUCAAAAUAAUCAUAAAUAAGAAGCAGCUUGACCUGGGCAGAACCCUCGAAGACCAGGGCAUAACACACAAUGCAAAAGUGAUGGUACUUCAGCUGGAACAGAGUGACGAGGAAACUAAAAGAAAAGUUCAGGAAGAAGAACUUCAACACAAGAAAGAAAAAGAAAUAAAUGAAAAGAUGCAAAGAACUAAGAAGGGUUUGGAAAUUCUAGCAGAGAGAGAGGAAUACUUAGAUCCAGAUUCUGUUCCAUACCUAGAUAUAGCUAAUCAAACUGGAAGGUCAAUCGAGAUUCCUCCUCAAGCUAAAAAAGCGCUUGUACUGGCAAUGGGUUAUCAUGAGAAGGGCAGGGCAUUAAUGAAGAAGAAGGAAUAUGAAAUAGCACUGCCGUAUUUGUUGGAUGCUGAUAAACACUUCUGUGAGUGUAGCACAGAACUGCUGAAUACCGUUGAUAACUAUGCAGUACUGCAGCUGGAUAUAGUGUGGUGCUACUUCCGCCUGGAGCAGCUGGACUGCCUGGAUGAUGCAGAGAAAAAGCUGUCCACAGCACAUAGAUGCUUCCAGCGGUGCUACGGGGAGAACCAUGAAAGACUUAUUGAUAUCAAAGGAAGCUAUGGUCGUGAGAAGGUUUUAUUUCUACGGCUUUACCUCCUUCAAGGGAUAGGACACUAUCACAGUGGCAGAGAAAAAGAGGCUGCCGAGUAUAUUCAGAAGGCAUCUUGUUUAUAUGAAGAGCUAUCUGUAGAUCCUGAUAAAGUUGAUUGCCUGUCACUCCUGGGAUUCUCCGAACAGGAAGCUCGCCUUGCCCUGCGAGCAUGCCAUGGGAAUGUGGAGCAUGCUGCCAAUCUUAUCACCAACAGGAGAGAGGAAAAGGCACAGAUAAGGAGGGAGGAGAGAGCCAAAAGAAGGAAGCGACUGGAAGACAUCAAUACUUUGAAAAGUAUGGGCUAUUCAGAGAGAGCUGCUCAAAUAGCUCUUCAUAAUACACAAGGAAACCUGGACCAAGCCUUUAAGUUUAUUCUUGACAAUCCCGAGUUAUUGUUGGAAGAUGAUGAUGAUGAUCCUGUGGCCAUGGACCAGUUUCAGGUUUCCCAGGAAAGUAUUGAUCAACUGAUGUACAUGGGUUUCAGCCGUGAGUCGGCAGAGCAAGCUUUAAAGGUCUUCAAAGGCAAUGUCCACUUAGCUUCCCAAACCCUUGCUCAUUAUGGGGGAGUUCUUCCUGCUUCACUGCAGCUUUCUCCAGAAGGGUCCAGUCCAUCGGAAGAAUCAACUUCUUCAAAAGACUCGUCUACAGAGUCUGCAGGUUCUUCUGGUUCGCCAACAGAUGAAGAUAUGGAGAAUGAUGCAGUCAAUGAAAUCCUAGAGGAUAUUCCUGAACAUGAAGAGGAUUAUCUGGAUUUAACACUGGAGGAAGAGAAACAGAUCAUCCAUGAAUACUUAUCCUAUAUACAAGUACCACAGCAAUAAAUCCCUUUAUAUUUACUUCAGUUAUAUGUAUUUACCUUGACAAAUUGAGUUUGGAUUAUAAAUGCACCUUCAGCUUAUCUCUUACUAAAUGCCUUGAAUUCAGUUAAACUACAGGAGGAACACAAAAUUCUUGCUUAAUUUAUAAAUCCACUUAAAGCCUACAUUUGUGAUACAUUGUAAUUUAUUGUCAUAGCAGAAAAAUAGAAACAUUUAUUUUCAGAAGAAAAUUUAAUAGAACUAAACUAUAUUUUUAUCGUGAAAUAAGUUAAUUCACUUAGUAUUCAAGUAAAGAAGCAUUUCUAUACCACUUUAAAAUACCAGCUUUAAAAAACCAGAAGUGAGUUUGUAAACCAGAAAUCCAGCUCGUGAGGUUACAGAGGUAUCAACUUUCCAACUGUUCUUCUUUUCUUCUGAAAGAUUUCUGAGAGACAUUUAUGUAUCUAUCUGUUGUGCAUGGAUUUAUACUGUGUCUGCUUGUCACUUCCUGCAGGUGUUACACAGGCAAUAAAGGUAACUCUGUGCUGCUGCUUUU
This is a messenger RNA of Strigops habroptila (Kakapo), 3027 nucleotides long. RefSeq names its product negative regulator of ubiquitin like proteins 1 (gene NUB1). Bases 660 to 2495 code for a protein of 611 amino acids. Gene Ontology annotation, molecular function: protein binding. Lineage: Eukaryota; Metazoa; Chordata; Aves; Psittaciformes; Psittacidae. The record is from RefSeq and is a predicted model, not a curated record. The transcript is spliced from 15 exons. Gene Ontology annotation, biological process: regulation of ubiquitin-dependent protein catabolic process.